Molecule: messenger RNA, 5065 nt
Organism: Gorilla gorilla gorilla (western lowland gorilla)
Lineage: Eukaryota; Metazoa; Chordata; Mammalia; Primates; Hominidae
Gene: ARGFX
Product: arginine-fifty homeobox
Exons: 5
Coding region: 90-1034 (314 amino acids)
Biological process (GO): regulation of transcription by RNA polymerase II
Cellular component (GO): nucleus
Molecular function (GO): RNA polymerase II cis-regulatory region sequence-specific DNA binding; DNA-binding transcription factor activity, RNA polymerase II-specific
Source: RefSeq, a predicted model, not a curated record
GCAUUUCCAGAGAGAGACACACCACAUAGGACUGAAAAUGGUUAGUCUAAGGGGAUUCACGACAGAUUUCAGAAACCACGAGGAACAGAAUGGCCCCAGAGAAUCCCCAGCCAGACCCUUUCAUCAAUAGGAAUUAUUCCAACAUCAAGGUGAUACCACCACAGGACCCAGCUCGUCCCAGUUUCACUCUGUUAUCCAAGCUGGAGUGCAGUGGCACAGUCUCGGCUUACUGCAGCCUCAACCUCCCAGGUUCAACUGAUCCUCCCACCUCAGCCUCCCGAGUAGCUGGGACUACAGCAAUACGGAGAAGGCAUAAAGAACGUACUUCUUUCACCCGCCAACAGUGUGAAGAGCUAGAAGCUCUGUUUAGCCAGACCAUGUUCCCAGAUAGAAAUCUUCAGGAGAAACUAGCUUUGAGACUCGACCUACCGGAGUCAACAGUAAAGGUUUGGUUCAGGAACCGGCGAUUCAAAUUGAAGAAGCAGCAGCAGCAGCAGCAGCAGCAAUCAGCAAAGCAACGAAACCAGAUCCUUCCAUCCAAGAAGAAUGUGCCCACCUCCCCCAGAACAUCCCCCAGUCCUUAUGCUUUUUCUCCUGUGAUUUCAGAUUUCUACAGCUCCCUUCCAUCUCAGCCCUUAGACCCUUCCCAUUGGGCAUGGAACUCUACCUUCACUGAGAGUUCUACCAGUGACUUCCAAAUGCAAGAUACUCAGUGGGAGAGGCUGGUGGCCUCGGUUCCUGCUUUGUACUCUGAUGCCUAUGACAUAUUCCAAAUCAUAGAACUGUACAGUCUUCCUGAUGAGAAUGAGACAUCCAGCUCUUCUUUCCACUGUCUGUAUCAGUAUCUCUCACCCACAAAGUACCAGGUAGGAGGACAGGGUUCCUCUCUCAGCAUCUUUGCUGGUCCAGCUGUAGGCCUAUUUCCUGCACAAACCUGGCCCAAUAUGACAAGCCAAGGCUUUGAAGCCUACAGUCUAACAGAUAGCCUGGAAUUCCAGAAAACCUCCAAUGUGGUAGACUUGGGAUUUCUCUGACCAGAGUACUAAUAAAUAUAGAUCAUUUAGAAAAGUGGUCUUCUUGCCUCUUGUACAUGACUGUUUUUUUCCUUUGUCUCAUUUUAACCCAAACAUCUGGGUCUGUGUCUCUGAUUUCCAUGUAAAUGUUGCAAAAAGAGUUUUCCAAGUAGAGCUGGGCACUACGUAAUCAGCCCCACAAGUCUCCCUGAGAAGCCUGCCUAGUCCCUUUCAUGGCCAAUGAGACUCCAAAAUUCCCUUCCCGAAACUAUCUUGGAUUUUCUAAAAGUAGGACAGUGGUUUUGGGGGUUAUCCACUUUUAUUUUUUUGAAACUAGCUCUCAUUCUGUCGCCCAGGCUGGAAUACAGUGGUACAAUCACGGCUCACAAAAGCCUUGACCUCCUGGGCUCAGGUGAUCCUCCCACCUCAGCCUCCUGAGUAGCUAGGACUACAGAUGCCCGCCACCACACCUGGCUAAUUUUUUUUUUUUUUUUUUUUGAGACAGAAUCUCGCACUGUCACCCAGGGUGGAGUGCAGUGGUGGGAUCUCGGCUCACUGCAACCUCCACCUCCUGGGGUUCAAGUGAUUCUCCUGUGUCAGCCUCCUGAGUAGCUGGGAUUAUAGGCAUGUGCCACCAUGCCUGGCUAACUUCUGUAUUUUUAGUAGAGACGGAGUUUCACCACGUUGCCCAGGCUGGUCUUGAACUCCUGACCUCCAAUGAUCCGCCUGCCUUGACCUCCCAAAGUGCUGGGAUUACAGACAUGAGCCACCGAGCCUGGCCAAUUUUUGUGUUUUUUAUAGAGACGAGGUUUUGCCAUGUUGCCCAGGCUGGUCUCCAACUCCUGGACUUAACGCCAUCCACCUGCCACAGCCUCCGAAAGUGCUAGGAAUACAGGAGUGCACCAUCGCACCCGGCUGGGUUAUCUAGUUUAAAAACACUUUUUUUCAAGGAAACCGAAGAAACCAUCAUCCACUUUUCUCUCUGUAUCAUUCCGAUUUUAGUAUAUGUGUUGCGGAAGUGAGUACACUAUCAUCCACUUUUAAUGACAGAAAGUUAUAAACUUACAUUUUGUUUCCAAUUUUUCAUUUUUUGUUUGUUGUUUGUUUUUUGUAGACAGCACUCUGUCACCCAGGCUGGAGUGCAGUGGCACCAUCUUGGCUGACUGCAGCCUCUGCCUCCUGGGCUCAAACAAUCCUCCCACCUCAGCCUUCUGAGUAGCUGAGACUACAGACAUGCACCACCAUGUCUGGCUAAUUCUUGUAUUUUUAGUGGAGAUGGGGUUUCACCUUGUUGCCCAGGCUGAAUUUGGGGUUUUUAAAAAUGGGACUUUCAGUCCUAAUUUGAGGGGAAAUUACUGUCACCACUAGUUUUAAUAUAGUACAAUGAAAAAAUAAUAUAUAUAUAUAGUACAAUGGUCCAGACAUAAUAAGAGGUGUAAAAACUAGCACAGGAAGAAAUAAAAACAGAUUUUUGAAGGUGAGAUGAUAAACUUGCAAAACUCACAAAAUAAAGAGUCAAACUUUUAGAAUGACAAGUUAGCAUAUUUUCCAGCCACAUGAUUAACCUACAAAAUUAAUACCAUUUCUGAAUACCAGUAAUAAAGAAACAUAAGGGCCGGGGGUGGUGGCUCACGCCUGUAAUCCCAGCACUUUGGGAGGCCGAGGUGGGCAGAUCACGAGGUCAGGAGAUUGAGACCAGCCUGACUAACAUGGUGAAAUCCCGUCUCUACUAAAAAUACAAAAAAAAAAAAAAAAAAGCCAGGCAUGGUGGCACACACCUGUAAUCCCAGCUACUCGGGAGGCUGAGGAAGGAGAAUUGCUUGAACCCGGGAGGUGGAGGUUGCAGUGAGCUGAGAUCACACCACUGCACUCCAGCCUGGACAACAGAGCAAGACUCUGUCUCAAAAAUAAAAAUAAAAAAUAAAAAAUAGAAGAAACAUAAGUACCUCUCAAUGAAAAAUGUAAAAGUACCUAGAAAUUCACAAAGAAAAUUAAUACCUCCGUGGAGAAAACUUCAAAACUUAAAAAAGGACAUAGAAAAUGUUUUGAAUAGGCCAGGCGCAGUGGCUCACACCUGUAAUCCCAGCACGUUGGGAGGCCAAGACGGGCAGAUCACGAGGUCAAGAGAUCGAGACCAUCCUGGCCAACAUGGUGAAAUCCUGUCUCUACUAAAAAUACAAAAAAAAAAAAAAAAAAAUUAGCUGGGCAUGGUGGCACGCACCUGUAGUCCCAGCUACUUGGGAGGCUGAGGCAGGAGAAUCACAAGGAUUGCAACUAUGCAGUGGGUUCUCCAAACAUGAUGGAACAAAAUUAGAAAUCAAUAAAAUUUGGGAAAUUCACAAAUAUGUGGAUAUUAAACAACACAUUCCUAAAUAACCAGUGGUUAAAGAGGUAAUCACAGUCUGAGCAACAUGGCAAAACCCUGUGUCUACAAAAAAUAAAAAAUUAGCUGGGCAUGACGGCCAGAGCCCAUGGUCCCAGCUACUUGGGAGGCUAAGGUAAGAGCAUCCCUUGAGCCACAGAGGUCGAGGCUGCAGUGAGCUGUGACUGUGCCACUGCACUCCAGCUUGAGCAACACAGUGAUACUGUCUCAAUAAAUAAAUAAAUAGAAGAAAUCAUGAGUAAAAUUGGAACUUUUAACUGAAAAAAACAAAAGCUCAACAAAACAAAACAUGGGAUGAAGCUAAAUCAAUGCUUAGAAGGAAAUUUAUAGCUUCAAAUACUUAUAUAUAUUUUUUAAAAGUCUCAGAUCAAUAGCUUUACAUAGGAAGGAAGUGGCAUAGUUUUAUUAAUAUCUGUCAAAUUAAACUUUAAGGCAAAACUUUUUUAUUGAGAUGGAGUCUUGCUCUGUCACCCAGGCUGUGCAAUCUCGGCUCACUGUAACCUCCGCCUCCCGGGUUCAAACGAUUCUCCUGCUUUAGCCUCCCAAGUAGCUGGGACUACAGGUGUACGCCACCACACCCAGCUAAUUUUUGUAUUUUUAGUAGAGACAGGUUUUGCCAUGUUGCCCAGGCUGGCCUCAAACUCCUGAGCUCAAGUGAUCCUCCCGUCUCAGCCUCCCAAAGGGCUGAGGUUACAGGUGUGAGCUACCUCACCUGGCCAAAACAGUUUUUUUUAGAAAUGAAGUAUAUUAGACAACAACAAAAGGAACAACUAACCUGAAAUAUAUAAUAACUUUGAACUUAAAUAUACUUAACAACAUAUACCAAAAAUAUAUGAGGCAAAUUUUAACAAAAAUUAAAAUUCUUAAGAAAACUUCACCAAUACAUAGUCAUAAUGUGGUAUAUUCAUACAACAUUCUCAAUAAUUGAUAAUAACAGUCCAAAGAAAGCAGAAAGAAGGAAAGCCUAGAACAAAAAUAAAUGAAAUAGAGAAUAGAAAAGCAAUACAGAAAAAAAUUAUGAAAUCAAAAGCUGGUUCUUUGUAAAGAUCUACAAAAUGGCAAACAUUUAGCUAGAUUGACCACCCCCUCAAAUGACUCAAAUUACUAGAAUCAGAAAGAAAAGUCAAGAUUUUAUUACCAAACUUAUAGAAAUAAAAAUUAUUAGAAAGAAAUACUAUGAACAAUUGAAUGCCAACAAAUUAGAUAACUUAAAUGAAAUGGACAAAUUCCUAGGAAGACACAGAAUACCAAAUCUGACUCCACAAGAAAUAGAUGUUGUGAAUAGAGCUUGCUGUGGUAUAAAUGUGUCCCCCACAGCUCAUGCGUUGGAAACUUAAUCCCCAAAGCAACAGCUUUGAGAGGUGAGACCUUUAAGGGUUACUAGGCAGAGCCCCCACGAAUGGAUUAAUGCCAUUAUUGUGGGAGUGGGUUAGUUAUCUCAGAAGUGGGUUCCUGAUAAAAGGAUGAGUUCGCCUUCUUCUUCCCCAAAAUCUUUAUCCCCACCCCCACCUCUAUCUUUCUCUCUCUCUCUUACCUCUUCCUCUCCCUUCCUUCUGCCAUGGGAGGAUGAAACAUGAAGGCCCUGGCCAGGUGUGGCCCCUCCAUCUUCCGUCUGAGACUGGAAGACUUCCCAUCCUUCAGAACUGUAAGAAAUAAAUCUCUCUUCAUA